This is a messenger RNA of Prunus armeniaca (apricot), 2007 nucleotides long. NCBI's taxonomy places the organism in Eukaryota, Viridiplantae, Streptophyta, Magnoliopsida, Rosales, Rosaceae. The record is from the annotation of a GenBank genome assembly.
AUGUCAAGACAUAUAUCUAAAUCCAAAUCCAAGGCCUUGUACUUGUACAAGAAUGCUGCUGCUGUUGGCAUUCAGAAACUUUCAUUAUCGGCGGCACAGUUGAGGACGUCUGCAACUCGGGCUUCCUGCACGGACUCGGAAGAAAUUUCAGAAGGCGAAGACUGGUACGCUUCCCAUAUCAUCCAAGAUAAGGACCUUCUUCGCAAGAGCCUCCACAAUUCGGGAACAGGGCUUCAUGUUCUGGACUUGGUUAAUCGCGGUUCUUUGGAAGCGGACCGGACUCUGUACAAUAAGUUGCUAAACAGAUGUACCCAGAUGGGCAGACUUCAACAAGCAAGAAUUGUGCACGCUCACAUCCUUACUUCCCACUUUAAAGAUGACCUUCCCAUCCACAACACCAUCCUUAACAUGUAUGUCAAAUGCGGUAGUUUGGAAGACGCUCGUAACCUGUUUGAUCAAAUGCCUUGCAAGGACUUGGUCACUUGGACUGCCUUGAUUUCUGGCUAUUCUCAAUAUGAUCGACCUCAGGAUGCACUUGUUUUGUUCCCUCAAAUGCUCCUCCGUGGCCUGGAACCCAAUCAGUUCACCUUGUCUAGCUUGUUCAAGGCUGCUGGUGCUGUGUCUGAUGAUAACAACAAGCACGGCAGGCAGCUUCAUGCUUAUUGCCUUAAGUACGGUUUUGAUACCAAUGUUUAUGUGGGCACUUCUCUUGUGGACAUGUAUGCUAGGUGGGGCCAUAUGGAUGAAUCCCAGUUGAUCUUUGACUCCCUGGAGACCAAGAAUGAGGUGUCUUGGAAUGCUUUGAUUGCUGGCCAUGCCAGGAAGGCUCAAGGAGAGCAUGCUCUCAGGUUGCUCGGGAAGAUGCUCAGGGAAGGAUUUAAACCCACACAUUUCACUUAUUCUAGCGUCUUUACUGCCUGUGCCAGUGCAGGGUCUAUGGAGCAAGGCAAGUGGGUUCACGCCCACAUGAUAAAAUCGGGUGCUAAGCUUGUUGCUUUUGUCGGGAAUACUCUUCUUGACAUGUAUGCCAAAUCAGGCAGCAUUGAGGAUGCAAGAAAGGUUUUUGACAGGUUGGUUAGACAAGACAUUGUUUCUUGGAAUUCUAUGCUUACUGGAUACGCCCAGCAUGGGCUUGGACAGGAAACUGUACAGCGGUUUGAAGAAAUGCUGAGAAUUGGAAUCCAACCUAAUGAUAUAACCUUUCUUUGUGUUCUUACUGCCUGCAGCCAUGCUGGUCUCUUAAAUGAGGGACAAUAUUAUUUUGACUUGAUGAAAAGUUACAACAUAGAACUGCAGAUUUCACACUAUGUGACAAUUGUUGAUCUUCUUGGCCGUGCAGGUCUUCUUGAUCGAGCUGAGAAGUUCAUAAGAGAAAUGCCGAUUGAACCCACUGCAGCUGUUUGGGGAGCCUUGUUAGGUGCUUGUAGGAUGCACAAGAAUAUAGACUUGGGCGCUUAUGCUGCUGAACGUGUUUUUGAGCUUGAUCCCCAUGAUUCAGGCCCCCAUGUCUUACUUUCUAAUAUCUAUGCCUCUGCUGGCAGAUUGAGUGACGCUGCAAGAGUGAGAAAGUUGAUGAAAGAUUGUGGGGUGAAAAAAGAACCUGCUUGUAGUUGGGUGGAGAUUGAGAAUGCAGUCCACAUGUUUGUGGCAAAUGAUGAUGCUCACCCUCAAAGAGUAGAGAUCCUUCAGAUGUGGGAGACGAUUAGUGGGAAGAUUAAGGAGAUUGGAUACGUCCCAGACACUAGCCAUGUUCUUUUCUUUGUGGACCAGCAGGAGAGGGAAGUCAAGUUGCAGUACCAUAGUGAGAAGCUUGCUCUAGCAUUUGCGCUUCUUAACACUACUCCAGGAUCCACCAUUCGGAUCAAGAAGAACAUCAGGGUUUGUGGUGAUUGUCAUUCGGCAAUCAAGUACGUCUCAAAGGUGGAAGGGAGAGAAAUCAUUGUGAGAGAUACAAACCGGUUCCAUCAUUUCCGCGAUGGCUCUUGUUCUUGUAGGGACUAUUGGUAG